CUGGCUUCUGCCCCCCACCCCGUCUUCUGUUUGGGUUCUUCUGCUCUUCUAUCACUUCCGCCCCUGCUUCCAUCACCUUCGCGGGUUUGAUCCUCUAAUGCUGGCAUUUUGAAUCCCGCCGACGUUCCCAUCCGGUUCCGACUUUUCUCCCCCUCCUCACCCUUCCCCCGUCUUUCGCGCCCUCGCGGUCGUUCCUCUCCAGAUGGGCAACAACCCCUCCAAGGGCCCUAUCGGAGAAAUUCCGUCGGCUUCAAGCCCUUCAACGCCCCCGGCCUCUGCAGAAAAGAAAGUAACGCGCCAACCGUCGCUCAAUGCGUCAUCCGGUACCUUCAAGGCGACCGCGGUCGACCCCUCCGCCUCAAAAGAAAAUGCAACGGGGCACUCAACGUCACAAACCCAAGCUCCGGCACAACAACGUCUGCAAUCUCGCAAUCCUCCAGAUUCAACCCCACGAAAUGUUCCCGAUUCAAAGAAGCCCCAGUCUCGUUCCAAGGACAUCGCCUCCCCCGAUCCGUCGAACCCCGUGCAGGUUCCAGUUUCUCGUGCUGCCGCCAGGCGUGAUCCCUAUCCACCCGUAGGGCCGUCUGCUCCGCCUCACAAUACCUAUUACAGUGCGUCCACGCAUCUUCAGCGUCCGCCUCGAAUGCCCCUACCGAUCGGCGAUGCGACGACUACGCCCGGGUCGCCCAUCAUUGGGCCGGACGAUUCAUAUAUGGGAUCGCCUCCCUCCGACCCGCUAUUAGAGCAGGGCGCCGGUCCGAGAGAAUCGAAUUUGAGCAGCACGAUUGCCGAUGACGAUGAAAUGCUGGACGACCUCGGCCCUAAUGCUAGCACUGGUGUGGGUCGCGCCGUGCCCACGAUAAUAGAAUGGACUGCUCCUGGAGACAAGGUCUAUGUCACCGGAACCUUUGUCAACUGGGAAAAGAAAUUCCGUCUGCACAGAGGCGAAAAUCCCUCCGGCGUCUUGUCGGCGAAAUUGAAUCUUCGCCCGGGGACACAUCAUUUGAAAUUCAUUGUAGAUGGCGAAAUGAGAGCGUCGGAUAACCUCCCGACCGCGGUGGACUUCACGAACCACCUGGUCAACUACGUUGAAGUGAGCGCGGACGAUAUGAACCGAGCGCGGAGUCAUAGCGACAAGCAAUCGCGGAAUGCGGCGACUCCGGGGAUUCACCCACCUCAAGCUCCUUCGGAUCCGGUGGGAGCAUCGCAGGAUGAAUCCGCCGUAGCAGACCAGGCCGAAAAGGAGGAGCCCGAGGAGAUUCCGAUGGGCGACUUCCGCGGCAUUCUUCCGCAAUUUCUCGUCGACUUGGACAGGGAGGAUGAAACCCAAGAAACUCCCGCUUAUCAGCAGGCCGUCAACAUUAUCGGCGAAGCGCCCACUCCGCCAAGCCUUCCUCUGUUCCUAGGAAAAUCCAUCCUAAACGGCACCACGCCGAUGAAGGACGACAGCAGCGUUCUGAACUAUCCCAAUCACACGGUCCUCAAUCAUCUCGCCACAAGCAGCAUCAAGAACGAUGUUCUGGCGACGAGCGUAACGACCAGAUACAAGCGCAAGUACGUGACGACAAUUCUCUACAAGCCGACAGGAGACAUUACAGGUUAGCACAUGGUGUACAGGUGCCAUUGGACAUUAGUUUACUCGUUCUUUUCUUUUCUUUUCUUUCUCGCCUACAUAUACAUCUCGAUGGCCCUUGCAAGAGACCCUCCGCAACCCUUCGGGCCGUUUCCUGCUCUGGAUCUUUGUUGAUAAGGGCAAACUUGCUUUGCUUUUGCGAGUGCCGCCCUAUGCCAGGUUGCCAGGUUGCCACCUUGGCAAAUGGAGCGUUUCGCAAAUGAACGGACAAAAUCUGUUGUGAUUUGACCACCCACGGUGGCUGGAGUAGAUCCCAAGCCGUUCAUGGAAUUUGGAGAUUCUUUUAUUUGGUCUGUUGUUCCUGUCGUGGAGCUUCAAGAAAUGCUGGAUUAGCGAUGAGAAUUUCAUGGCAGUCGAAAAUCGGUUUAGCCUUGUUAUUUCUGUUUGUCAUUUAGUUCCAUGUUGAACUAUCACGCUAGUGCAUAUUAUAUCCAAUG
Messenger RNA from Aspergillus steynii IBT 23096, 2070 nucleotides. Its product is annotated as putative Snf1 kinase complex beta-subunit Gal83. The coding region runs from base 203 to 1603 and encodes 466 amino acids. The record is from RefSeq and is a predicted model, not a curated record. Gene Ontology annotation, cellular component: nucleotide-activated protein kinase complex; nucleus; cytoplasm. The transcript is spliced from 3 exons. Gene Ontology annotation, molecular function: protein kinase binding. Lineage: Eukaryota; Fungi; Ascomycota; Eurotiomycetes; Eurotiales; Aspergillaceae. Gene Ontology annotation, biological process: signal transduction.